UCCACACCUUGUCUCACUUGGGGCCUGACUUCUUUUCUUUCCAGCUUUGGCAUUUGGCAGUGGGGCUGUGCUGAAGGAGGAAGGGCCCUCAGAGUCUGUUUCGGAGCCUUCGACCAGCAGCGCAGCCUUUUGCAGACAUCGGAGGCGGGACACACAUGCAAACAUCCUGGGGGAAGAGACUCGGUGGACAAGGGAGUCGGCCUGCCCCAAGCCAGACCAGGAGGCUGUCGCAAAUGUACACAUUUCCAGGAGCUGGGAGACACCAAGGGAGUCACACAGCGAUGCACUCGGCAGACAUGAGGUGCGAGAGCGUGGUGGGCAGGACCUGCUUGUCUCGCCAGCCUCCCGGGGAUGCGACACCCUCGCUGGACCCCACAGGUCCGCUGGGAGCAGAAGCUAGCUCCUACGUGGAUGAGCAGUGCCUGGCUCGCAGCAAGGGGUCCCUGCGUGGUCCUGUUAGAGUGGACACCAGCGUUCGGGACCUCACAGUCCAGCAGGAAACAGGUAGAGAGGCCACGACUUGUCUCCUCACCGUGGGCCUGAGUGUGACUCAGGACCUCUCCGCGGAGGGCGCCCCAGCAGUGUCUCUCAAAACCAGGCCAGAGAGAGCCCUCGCCCGCCUGGAGCCGGCGCUCCUGGGACCCCGUGCCGAGGGGCUCCACCACGGCUCUUUACUGCCCCAACAGUGUCCUUUCAAACAGACAGCAAAGUUUCAACGGUUGCACAGUGAGUUCUCGAGGAGUGUAUCCCUCACGGUUUCUGUACUUGCUGUCACACAGCUGUCCAUCCGCCCUCCAUCCAUACAUCUUACUCUUGACGCGUUUCACAGCAAAUCAUUGCAGCACAUUUUGAGAGGAAAAAAAAACAAUCUAAAUGUCCGUCAGUGGGGGCGGCUGGUGAGCUUAUGGGGACCAGGCAAUGCUGUGCGCCGCUUGAAAGAACGAGGGAUAUGCCAAAGAGGGAGCAGUGAGCGAGUGAAGUCAGAACACGCACUAUGUAGGCACACGUUCCAAAUACAUCUCCCACCCGUGCACAGGGGUGUUGGCACUUCCCAGGCCAGCCCUCGGCUCAGGGUUGGAAUUCUCAGAUAAAUGUCCCAGCCUCCUGUUCUUCGUCCUCUGGAGGCCGAUCCUGGGCAGGACCAGCCCAGACGCCCAGUGGGAACCCCACCUCGCCCUCCCUCUCAUCCUCUCCUGGGGUCACCUCCUGGGGUCCCCUCCAAGUUAUCCCCCUGCAUCGAAGUCCCUGUCUCCAGCUCUGCUUCUGGGGGACCCCAAACUAAGACACGUCUCUUUUAUAUAAAAUCGAGUGACAGGUGUGGAAAUCCCCUCGGGGAGGGAGCACAGGAAUCGGGGACAAUGACGGCCUCGGGGUUGACCAGGGAGGAGAUUCACUUCUCACUCUGCCUCCUGUUCCUUCUGCCCCUUUUGAA
Equus quagga is the source of this 1432-nucleotide messenger RNA. RefSeq lists its product as uncharacterized. Bases 156 to 1091 code for a protein of 311 amino acids. The transcript has 3 exons. The record is from RefSeq and is a predicted model, not a curated record. Lineage: Eukaryota; Metazoa; Chordata; Mammalia; Perissodactyla; Equidae.